AGCGACGUUUUCUUAUUUACUACUACCUGGCCAUGUCUGAAAAAUUCAAGGAAUUCAUUGAGGUCCCUCAACAGUUCAUCCACGAUGGAAACCAGUUCAUAACACGUUGCACGAAACCAAGUCAAAAGGAAUUCACUCAAAUAUCCAAGGCUGUUGCUACUGGCUUCGUUGUAAUGGGAUUCAUCGGGUAUCUUGUGAAACUGAUCCAUAUUCCUAUAAAUAAUAUCCUUGUGGGAGGCGCAUAAUCUACUUUCACUCCUUUUUAUCCAUUGUCCUAGUUUAUUGUAUAAUCACAGGUGGAAAAAUGGCGCAUUCUAUGUACCACUUGGGAAUCCAGAUAUACGUCGCCAGUGUUUGAAAUAUAUGUCAAGAGUGUCCUGUCCAAAACAUACAGGCUAACCCACACCAGACAUGCCAGCUCAUCUGAUGUUCAUCUUCCAUUUCGUGGGUACAGUGAUAGCACUGCCUCGUGGAAGAGUGGUGUCGUGUCCGGCAGGAUGCUUGUGACUUCUGCGGCAUGUUGCAUGCAGUAUGAUCAUCAAAAGUUGAUCCCAGACUUUUAGCUUUGGGAUCACACCAAUGUACUGCAAGUCAUUGCACUCACAGGGCGGCUGCUCUGUGUCUUCGUUACCAUCGAUGCUGGCCGUUUGCGCAUUACCCAUGGGAACCAUAUCGCAACUAAGUCCUUUCUGCAUCCCGAAAACUAUGAAAGAUGCGAACGGCA
Molecule: messenger RNA, 724 nt
Organism: Serpula lacrymans var. lacrymans S7.9
Lineage: Eukaryota; Fungi; Basidiomycota; Agaricomycetes; Boletales; Serpulaceae
Exons: 6
Coding region: 33-245 (70 amino acids)
Biological process (GO): protein targeting; post-translational protein targeting to membrane, translocation
Cellular component (GO): membrane; Ssh1 translocon complex
Molecular function (GO): transmembrane protein transporter activity
Source: RefSeq, a predicted model, not a curated record